AUGGUUGAAGAUUAUUAUGAUCCAAAGACCAUUUUUCCUUCAAUUCCUGUUGUAACUACUACCCCAGGAGUAGGGUUUGACGAUUCGUAUAUAAAUACUGCAUCAAUUAUAUGGAAAGGAACACAUUACGAAUAUGAUAAGAAUUUGGGAUUAUUACGAAUCAUUGACCUAUCAAAUAACAAAUUGAAUGGUGAGAUUCCUAUCGAAGUGUCUUAUCUUUCUCAAUUACGUCAACUCAAUCUGUCAUGUAAUAAUUUUUCGGGAGCAAUUCCUAGAAAUAUUGGAAACUUGAACAAGCUAGAAUUGCUUGAUUUGUCUCGCAAUAAAGUUUUUGGUGAAAUUCCCACAAGCCUGGCUGAAAUAUCUUCCUUGAAUUACUUGGAUCUGUCAAAUAAUCGAUUGUCAGGAAGAAUUCCUACAGGCACUCAAUUGCAAACUUUUGAUCCAUCUCGAUAUACCAUGAAUUUUGGACUCUGUGGACCUCCAAUAUCAAGAUCAUGCCCAGGAGAUGAGCCAUAUGUUCCUCAAUCUCCAGCUAAUGAUAGUGAUCAAGGUGCUCACGACGAAGAUGGUGGAGAAUGGAUCAACUUGUUAUGGUUUUACAUAGGAAUUGGGAUUGGAUUCACUAUAGGCUUUUGUGGUGUUUUCGGGAGUUUAGUGAUCAAUACUUCUUGGAGACAUGCCUAUUUUCGUUUCAUGCAUUACUUGAGUGAUUGGCUUUACGUAAUGAUCAACGUCAAAUGGGCAUUAUUGUGGAGAAAACACUCUUGGCAUUAAUUAUAAUUUGAAGAUCGAUACUCUCGUUGAUGAAGAUCAAAGAUAAGCUGCAGAGAUUUCAAGAGUUUGGAAACAGAAAAAUAAGUGAAUCCAUAAAAUUUGAAUAUCUUUUUCUAAGCAGUACAAUUAGUUUUGUCUUUCCCUUUUAGUUAUUUUCCAAUGAUUUUUCAUUUUUACUAUGCUCAUUCAUUUGUGUUGUAAAACUAUGUUUUCCUUAUGGUUCUCCAUUUAAUAUAGCUUUUUUAGUAGAUAUUUCAUUGAUAAAUUUCUCUUUGGCGAGAAUAAUUCCAGUGAGCGCGCGCUGAGAUGUAAAGAAAGCUAUAAAAUCGUAAGAAAGAAACACAAGAGAGUUUGCUGAGUGAGUUGAGAUGAGAAAGGUGUGAUAUAAUCCAAAGGAAUUUAUAAUUAGUAACUAGCUUGGCUCUUAAUGGCAUGUCAUGCAUGUAACACAUUAAUUUGUACGUACUUUUAUUUUAGUAACUAGCUGACGUUGGCUGCCUAGUACAGCUUUGUUUCCUAUGACGGUGGAGAAUAAAAAUCAGGUGUCUCAAAU
Molecule: messenger RNA, 1330 nt
Organism: Humulus lupulus (European hop)
Lineage: Eukaryota; Viridiplantae; Streptophyta; Magnoliopsida; Rosales; Cannabaceae
Product: receptor-like protein EIX2
Exons: 2
Coding region: 1-777 (258 amino acids)
Molecular function (GO): protein binding
Source: RefSeq, a predicted model, not a curated record